AGUUUUUGUCAAUAUUUUUUCCAUCAUGUCUGCCUUUUUCAUGGUGCAAUAAAAGUGAUUUUUUCUCAGUGUUAAAAUUGCUAAUUGUGAAAAAUCCUGGUGGAAAAGUGUGCAAGAAGAAUUGGUGAAUCUUUUUCAAGUGUUAAACGGGAAAAAAUUGCAAUGGUGAAUGUGGAAAAGUUCACUUUUCAGAGCACUGUCUACAGUACCGCUCGUAUCUUGGCGCAGUUGCCGUGUACAUGGAGUAGGGUGGAGGUGAUCUACCAGUAUUGUCCACAAGAGAACAAUGUAGGGGUAUUUUGUCUCGAUAGUCGCAAUGAGGAUUCUGUUAUUGCUCUGGGAAUUUUCCUACUGGAAAGUGGCUUCCAGCAUGAGGAAAUUAUUGUUCCGUACCUCGUUAAAUUGGCCAGGGGUUUGCCCAAGGCAGUUUGGGUUGACGAUGGUGCCCGGAGAGAUCAGUAUCGUAUUCCAGCAACUGAAAAUUUCUCCUUCUGCCUCAAUACACUCCUCACGGACAUCUCUGUGAGGUGUAUUAAGUACAGGGAAGAAAUUUUAGCCACACAGAUUGAUGUUUUGAACAUCCUGGCCAAUAUUAUCAAACAAAAAAAUGCAGUGUCCCCAAUGAUUCUCUGCAAGGCUACAGUGCCACUUUUUCUGGGCUUGGCACGAUCAAUGGGACGUUUUACGACAACUGAUCCUCCACUGCUCUGCAGAUUGUUUCCCAAACCUAAUUUGGCAGAGAAGAAGACACAGGGGAAGGGUCAGAUGUCUCAAUCUCCUUCCUUGAAUCUAGAAUUUGUCAAAAAGAAGGUUUUCUCCCAGUAUCUUCAUAAAUACUACAUUCCAUACAAUGCCAAUGCCCUGUAUUUCUCCAAAUACGGUUCCAGUUUUCAAUUCCCAGUGGGAAAGGAUGAACCUGAGGGAAAAACUGGGAAGAAGGAGAAACCACAAGAGUGUACCAUUCAAUUCCCAGUGCAACAUCUCCAAACAAUUUUUGCAAUCUCUAAGAAAAUGCUCGCAAAAGAAGUUUUGGCAUAUCUAGAUGAGCAAGCUGGAGAUGUGUAUGAGCUGAGGCACCAUGGAAGAUACUAUGGCUAUCAGUCAUUUUCAGAAACCAUAAAUCUGGUCAUUGUUAGUCUCCUGAGAGAACUCUUGCAAACACAGAAUGAUCUCCCGGCUCCGUUCACACGAGAUGUCCAGGAAUUUGUGAAGGAUCUCUUCCUGAACGGUAACACUCAGCUCCAGAACCGUCAGUUUGAUGACUCAGACGGCAAAUGGAGAGACAAAAAUGCCCAUCAUGUCAAUAAAUACAAGCUAAAUGUUCUGGCCAAUGCAGCUUGCGUUGAUCUUUUGGUAUGGGCAGUUGCUGAUGAAACCGGAGCAGAUAAGCUCUGUGGACGUCUAUACCAGAAACUAAAUUCUGUCCUCAAUCACAAGCUCGUGAUGGAUCAUAUGCCUCUGCUAAUGGUGUGUCUGGAGGGUUUGGGAAAAUUAGCCCAGAAAUGUCCAAAUAUUGCAGGAACUUCUGUUUCCUACCUCCGGGACUUCCUCGUCAAUCCCAGUCCCAUCCUGGCCAAUUUGUACGCAUUCACGUGCGCCCAGCAAAAGAAGGACAAAGAGAUUCCUUUUACGCUCAUUGUGCAAAAUCCAGAGGCUCAAGCUCUCAGUUAUCAAUCCACAAAACCACUGCAGAUGACAAAAGCUGCUCAGGUGGCUUUUGAAUCCCUCAGGAAUGCAGCCAUUGAGAAUCUUAGCAAGGCUCUGAGGGCAGCACAUCUCAUGGAUCCAUAUUGUGUGCCAGCUCUCGUGGCCAAUGUCUCCAAUCGACUCUUUACAGCUGAAAAACAAGGCAAUGAAUCUAAGGAUUUCUCAUCAAUUGUAUCCCUAAACAUCAUUGUGAUGCUGGGUCAGGUGGCAGUGACGCUUAAAGAUACUCCAAAGACUACCCACAGUAUUCUCCAGUUUUUCAUUCAGCGCUUUUGUAAAGUCCCUUCAGAGCAGAAUGUGCUCAUUGUGGAGCAGCUAGGCUGCAUGAUUGUUUCAAAGUGUGAACCGGCUAUUUUUGAUGAGAUCAUGAAGAUGUUCUCUCGCGUGACUGUCCAAUCGGCCUCCCUGGCCUACACGACAAAUCCUGAGUUGCGGAGGCAGUAUCACAAUGUCUCCGAUGCAAUUGUCAAUGCAUUAGGGAUGAUUGCUGCGAAUAUCGAGGGAGAAUUGGAGAUGUUGGAUCUUUUGGGAAAAUUGUUGGAAUUGUUUGUUCAGAUUGGUUUGGAGGGGGAGAGAAGCUAUGACAGUACUCCUGGAGUACAGAAGGCAAGUUCAAGUGCUGGAAAUCUGGGAAUGCUGAUUCCAGUGAUAGCUAUUCUGGUGGAUAGACUACCACCGAUUCGAAAUCCCAAACAGAGACUCCAUAAGUUAUUCAAAGAUUUCUGGCUGUACUGCGUCGUGAUGGGAUUCACCAAUUCUAGACUGUGGCCAUCUGAAUGGUGUCAUGGGGUGCAGAGAAUUGCGGCAAAAUCGCCACUUUUGAUCUCCCAGACGGCCUAUAGGUCAGAAAUGAGAGAACUCAAUUAUACUUCUGCAGUUAAAUCGGACAGUGUUAGUCUGAAUGAGCUGAGAAGUCAGAUUCUUUUGCUUCUUGAACAUCCUACGGAUGUGGCUGCUAUCAUUCAUAAGCUCACCUUUGCCCAGUGUACGUAUCUCCUCAGUGUCUACUGGCUGGAGACACUGAGAAUUGAGAAUGCUAAAGAACCGAGCCUUGAGCUCAUCUUUAGCUAUCUCUGCGAUUUGGCGCUGCAGAAAGAUAAAUCAGGCAUCUGGCAGUGCAUCAAAUGCAUUGGGGAUCAGGUUUUUGAGAAGUUCUGCAAUGUUCUCCUUCUGCAGGACAAUCUACGGGAGAAUGUUCUUGAGAGUCAGGCUAUUCUGUUGUUGGUGUACUUCAAUCACACCCACAAACAGAUUCAAGUUGUGGCUGAUCAGUAUUUAUCCCUGUUUGUGGAUAAGUUUCCGGAUUUGCUCUGGAAUCGACGAUUUCUCUGGUGUAUGCUGGAUAUUUUGCAGCUUCUCUCAUUUUCUCUCUCCUUAAAUCCCAAUGAGGAGUCUCCUAGUCUGAAAGUGCACGGAACUCCGUACACUCUGCAGCUGAUGGAUAGUUUGCCAGCUAGGGAAGGACGCGUAAAGGAUUUCGCCCAUAGAUGUCAGGGAAUCUUCAAUGAGGCCAUGAAAUGGGCACCAAAGCUCAUAAGAAGCCAUCUCCAAGAGUAUCCUAACAAUCUCAACAUAUCUUCGUUAAAUAAUCACUGUGGUCUAGCGCUGGCUUUUGAAUCUGUCCUCCAGGCAACCAUGACAAAUUCUGGAACCGUGGCUACUCUCAACAACAAGAGAUACAACAGCCCCAACACCAAUGACACUUCCCAGUUUGUCUCUGUUCUCUGCCUCAGGAGUAAGUAUGCUGGUGAGAUUUCAGGUUUGCUGUCGGUUCUCAAUGACGAGGAGAAGCAGGGUUUGGCUGAUCGGCUGAUAAGGGACGUUUGGGAGGCUUGCAAGGAGAAAUGCGAUAUAAAACAUCGUGGAGCUGUUUGGAGAGCCGCUGCUUAUCUCAUCCUUUGCUCGGGUCUCAAUAGGAAGCUCAUCCAUGCAGUUUCAUCUUCCCAGGUAGAACUUUUCACAGAGUCUUCAGUGACCACAGCAAUUGAGUGCUGGCAGUGGAUUGUAACAGCCAGGCAGGAUUUGGAAUUGUGUUUGAUUCAGGAGAUGAUCAGUGCUUGGCAGGCGACUUUUGAGAAACGCCUGGGAAUAUUUGCCAGAGAGGAUGACACUAUGAGUCCUAUGGUGAUGUCAGAUAUCACUGAAAUUCCACCACCUCAGAUUAGUGUGGUACCUCAUGCAAUCUGGCUUCAGCUUCUCUCCGAGAUGGUUGAUACGGCAAAGUACUGCAACAAGGACAAAGUGGAAAUGUUCUGCUUGCUGCUGCAUCGAUGUUUGCCCAUUGGGACUCGUGAUAUGAGACUUAAUCACAAUAUUGCGGCUAUUGGAUGUAGAUUCAAGCUCCUACAGUGUGGACUGUCUCUGCUACAGGGGAAUACCAUAGCAAAGUCCAUGGGAAGGAAUAUCCUAAGAGAAAGGAUCUAUAGCUAUGCUCUAGAUUACUUCUGUGGCCCACAGAUUCCGCCAACACAAUCGCGGAAAGUAUUGUACGAGGAUAUCCUGGUCCUUUUGAAGUUCUGGCAGACAAUGAGGAGUGAAAAGAAGUACUUGGUGUCGUCUGAAUUAGUGGACUUGGACACAACUGGUCAAUUUACAACAACAUCCUCCUCAACGAGGCCCUUAAGCGAAGUCUCUGUUGCAGGAAGUGAUUUGGCAAAGAGCAAUAGCACUGGAACUGGAGGAUGGUAUAAUACCAUUCCCCAUUCUACGUCUACUUUGUCAAAGAAGUCCACGAGGAGCAAAAGGAGUCCUUUUCAAAUUGAUGACACCAACAAGGAAUACAUGAAGAAGCGAAGCUUGAUUAUGGAUCUGUUGGCGUUGGAGAUUGAAUUCCUUAUCACUUGGUAUAAUCCGACUGGAGCUCCGGAUCUUGUGAUUUCCGGAGAGACGAUGAUCAGUGAGUGGAGAGCAAGACCAACAAAAGUUCACAUCUGGAGGGAUCAUGCUCGAGUGGCGUGGGCUCACAAUCCGGCUCUUGGGAUUUACCUCAUUCAGAGGAUUCGCAAUGAUGACAGUGUCAUGGAUGAAAUUUCCAGGCUAGUUUGUCUAGAUCCCAUCCAAGUGGCCCAUCUUCCCGAAGCCAUAAAAUAUUUGGUUACAACAAAGACUCUACUCAGUGAAGUUCCAGAAUUAGUUCAUAUGCUUUCGUGGAAUCGUGUUGGACCUGUUCAGGCCAUGUCCUACUUCUCCAGGCAAUAUCCUCUUCAUCCUCUAUCGGCUCAGUAUGCCAUUAAGUCCCUGAACUCAUGUCCAGCAAAUUCCAUCCUGCCAUAUAUUCCGCAACUCGUACAGGCCCUCAGAUAUGAUACGAUGGGGUACAUUGCGGAGUUCAUCAAACAUAUCUCCAAGAGGUCUCAAAUUGUGGCACAUCAGCUCAUUUGGAAUAUGCAGACGAACAUGUACGUGGAUGAAGAUCAGCAUCAUAAAGACACUUUGUAUGAUACUUUGGAUAGUUUGACACAGAAUAUCAUAAAUUCCUUUUCGGGCCCUGCAAAGAGUUUCUAUGAGAGGGAAUUUAAUUUCUUCAGCAAGAUUACUGCGGUAAGUGGGGAAAUUAGGGGUUUCCCCAAGGGACAGGCGAGGAAAAAGGCAUGCCUUGAGGCUCUCAGUAAGAUCAAGGUGCAAACUGGAUGCUAUUUACCAUCGAAUCCUGAAGCUAUGGUUCUGGACAUUGACUAUAACAGCGGAACUCCGAUGCAGAGUGCAGCUAAAGCUCCGUAUUUGGCAAGAUUCCGUGUCUUACCUUGUGGGAUAUCCGAAUUUGAGUCGAUGGUGAUGGAGGAGCAGGGAAAUGUGGGACUAACGCAAACUGAAGCAUCGUCAAAUGUGUGGAAAGCAGCGAUUUUCAAGGUGGGAGAUGAUGUGAGACAAGAUAUGCUGGCUCUACAAGUCAUUACGAUUUUUAAAAAUAUUUUCCGACAAGUUGGACUUGAUCUCUUUCUGUUUCCAUAUCGUGUGGUAGCCACGGCUCCAGGGUGCGGAGUCAUUGAAUGCGUUCCAAAUGCCAAAUCACGCGAUCAACUUGGAAGACAGACAGAUUCUGGUCUCUAUGAGUACUUUUUGCAUCAGUAUGGGGAUGAAACUGGAAGGGAUUUCCAGACAGCUCGGAGUAAUUUUGUCAAAUCCAUGGCAGCAUACUCGGUUAUUGGGUAUUUGCUGCAGAUCAAGGAUCGUCACAAUGGGAACAUAAUGAUUGAUACAGAAGGUCAUAUUAUUCAUAUUGACUUUGGGUUUAUGUUUGAAUCAUCUCCAGGUGGGAAUAUAGGAUUUGAGACGGACAUGAAGAUUACCGAUGAGAUGGUAAUGGUGAUGGGAGGAAAGAUGGAUGCUCCGGCUUUUAAGUGGUUCUGUGAACUCUGUGUCCAGUCAUUCCUGGCAGUUCGUCCAUAUCAGGAUGCCAUUGUGUCUUUGGUGUCACUAAUGCUGGACACAGGACUACCAUGCUUCCGUGGACAAACAAUAAAUCUUCUGAAGCAGAGAUUUGUGCCCAAUAAGAGCAACAAGGAAGCUGCAGCUCAUAUGCUGGCGAUCAUUCGGAAUUCAUACCAGAAUUUCCGUACUCGCACCUAUGACAUGAUUCAGUACUACCAAAACCAGAUACCCUACUAAAUGCUGGAUCUACAGCAACAUAAUUUAUUGCAUUGUGAUCAUAAAUUCAUGUAUUAUUCUCUUUGUUCAUGUGGUAAAGUUCGUUGAAUGUUGAA
Phlebotomus papatasi is the source of this 6410-nucleotide messenger RNA. It is a transcript of the gene Pi4KIIIalpha, whose product is annotated as phosphatidylinositol 4-kinase alpha. The transcript is spliced from 9 exons. Gene Ontology annotation, biological process: phosphatidylinositol-mediated signaling; phosphatidylinositol phosphate biosynthetic process. Gene Ontology annotation, cellular component: cytoplasm; plasma membrane. The record is from RefSeq and is a predicted model, not a curated record. Gene Ontology annotation, molecular function: 1-phosphatidylinositol 4-kinase activity. NCBI's taxonomy places the organism in Eukaryota, Metazoa, Arthropoda, Insecta, Diptera, Psychodidae. The coding region runs from base 163 to 6315 and encodes 2050 amino acids.